Molecule: messenger RNA, 2489 nt
Organism: Dinoponera quadriceps
Lineage: Eukaryota; Metazoa; Arthropoda; Insecta; Hymenoptera; Formicidae
Exons: 11
Coding region: 1-2448 (815 amino acids)
Source: RefSeq, a predicted model, not a curated record
AUGGCGUUGAUGUUACUGUUGCCCAAUCAUCAAACAUCAACCAACAGUAACGUUGACAUUGGAGCCUCGAGCAAUCGAGUCGUGGAUCACUUCACGUACAUUCCGAGGAACGGUAAUGAAACGGAAAAUGGAAACGAAGACGUUCAAUGGGAGUUCCUCGUGAUCGGCAAACGAGUGUCCUGGAACGAGGCGCAGGCAAUCUGUACCAUUUACGGCCACCUAAAUCCGCUUACAACUUCCGACGAAGAAAUGGGACACGACGACCCGCCGGAUCCUCUAACGCGCCAAGCGGAAACGGAUACCGGAAGCACGUUGGCCGUGCUCGACGGUGACACGAGGGAUUGGCUCGCGCGGAUGGUGUCCGAGUCGAACUACCGAUACGACGGUCUCUGGAUAGGAGGACGGAGAAAGGACUUCGCUAGCUCCUGGAGCUGGAUCGAUGCGCGAAGAAAAGGGGAGGCGUUGAUAUUGGACUCGUUGAUGACCGCGGGCCAUCCGGCAUGGUACAUCGCGGAUAAUCACGGGAGCGGCGAGAAGAAUUGUCUCGUGUUCGACAAAUCGGGUCACGACUCGCCCCUUCUCGUCCCGGAGGACUGCCGGCGCCGGAAGCCUUUCGUCUGCAUGAGAGCCGGAAAAAAGAGGGAGAAGGAGAUAAUUGUCGAGGGCAGCAGCGUCUUCGUGGACGGUCAACGAUAUACUUUGUAUCAAAUCCUCGAGGACGAGGAGGAUCUCCGAGAGCAGGGAGCGCGGAAGGUCGACGGAGGUGGCGUCACGUGGUGGAACGCGAGAUUGGAGUGUAAGAAGAGGAGGAAGCAACUCGCCAUGAUCUUCACGAACGAGGCGGCCACUGUCGUAGCGAACACAAUGCUGAAGAGCAGACCGUCGAUAGAAAGCAUGUGGCUGGACGGCCACAGCGUGGACGGUGCCGAUUGGACGUGGGCCUCUUUGGGAUUCACGUUGCCGUCGGAAAAGUCGAACGUCACCUCAUAUCCACCCUGGUCGGACGGUCAUCCUGUGUCACCGUCGGAAAGCGAUGACUCGUAUCGGAGAGAAAGAUGCCUGAUCCUCGAUAGGCAUCUCUGUGCGAAGCACACGACCCCGGCCUUCUCCGAUUUGGAUUGUGAAAAGAAACGGCCUUUCAUUUGUCAGGACGCGAUUCCGGAGCGCAGGAUGAUGGAGAACGCGGGGAGAAGCGUGUCGUUGGACGAUAAGAGAUUGAUAUUCUCCUCAGCCAGGAUGACGUGGAAGCAAGGGGAGGCUUAUUGCCGGAAGAAGUCCGGCCAUGUAGCCAGUAUACCGGACGCAAAGACUUUAACCGCCGUAUUGGAGAAAAUGACGGAACUAGCGUUAGAUCAUACCUGGGUGGGCGGCCACACGGUUAUGUCGGAGGACGGUUGGAAAUGGGUGGACGAGAACGGCGAGGUCCUGUCGAAGAACACGAUCAGCAGCGGCACUUCCUGGUGCUUCGACGAGGACGACGGUUCCUGGCCUUAUGCCGAUCGCGAGAUCUGUCUGAAUUUGGAUCGCGAAGGUCACGACACGGCUUUGUUUUACGGCCUGCCCUGCAACACGACCAGCCAAUACGUCCUCUGCAAUUUACCCGCGCGCGGGAGCACGCAGUCAGCAUCCACGACGAUAAACAACGAGAUGACGACAAAAGAGGCCGAGGUUGAAGAAAGUAUCGAUAUCCAGGAGCAAGCUUUAGCGGAGAAUUUAGCGGAAAGAAUACGUAAAUUAGCGAAGGACGAGCGAUCCGGUCUCCUGUUCGUGAUGGACGACAGCCUGAGCGUCCUGAACGCAUGGUUCGCCGAGGAAAUGAAGCUGGCGGCUAUUGUUAUUCGCCGAUACUUCCCGUUGUCGCGCGAUCAUCCAAUGGGCUUGGUCACUUUCUCAGAAAACACAAUAGUUGCUCUCAGCUUGAACCAGACGGACACCUGCAAUGUUCUGUCGACGUUAUCCAAGGACAUGCUCGCGAAUCGCGCGACUCGCAUCAGCGAGGAUCUCGAAAGCGUCGCCGGAAAAACUACGGACUUGAUCAACGCGGUUCUCAUGUCGGCAAACAUCGUUCGCACUUCGGGCAUGCAACGAGUUAUCGUAGUUUUUGUGACGGACGGAGAACACAUCGCCGAGGAAAAUGACCAAGAGAAUCUGCAAGCCGCCGUGGAGAACUUGCAGAAGCUGCGAAACGAUAGCCACGAAGCGUUCGCGAUUGUCAUUAAUCAGGGCGAAAAGCACGCGGAGGACUAUAACGUCAUCGAGCAUCUAUUUUCCACAUCCCUGAAGGAAGAACAGAAUCUCUACUUCGUUGAAGAUUACAAUGGAUUAGCGGAACUGAACUCGGCGCUGAAUUUAACGGGCAAAGAGGAUUAUGCCGUCGAUUGCGGAGAGAUACAAUGGACCGUCCCGAAGGAUAACGAAAUGCUGGCUCAUCUACUAUCGAAAAAAUAGUUGUAUAUAUUUGAAUUUUAGAAUAAGAACAAAGUAACCAU